AUGUCUACAUAUAACGAUUCCGUCGGAGAAGUCGACAUCGUCUUUGCGGGUGGUGGUACGGCAGCUUGUGUUGCCGCUGGUCGUUUGGCAAAGGCAAAUCCGGAUCUCAAGAUUCUGUUAGUGGAAGGCGGGAAGAACAAUUUCAAUGAUCCGACAGUUACGAAUCCGGCGGUUUAUUUGAGUCAUUUGGCUCCUGAUUCGAAGACUGCUUUGUUCUACAAAUCCAAACAAUCCAAACACCUCAAUAACAGAGAAGCAAUCGUCCCCAUGGGCGGCAUUCUCGGUGGUGGUUCCUCCAUAAACUUCAUGAUGUACACUCGUGCCCAAGGAGCUGAUUUCGACGCUUGGAAUACCCCUGGCUGGUCAGCGAAAGAGAUGCUUCCACAUCUAAAUAGGCUGGAAACAUAUCAUCCUACUGGUAAAGAUAUUGAUCAGAGUCGACAUGGUCACGAUGGUCCUAUCAAUGUUGGUGAUGGCGGGUAUAGAGGAAAGAGUGAGAAUCAGUUUAUGGAUACCGUGAAGAGUAUGGGUUAUAAGGAUAUCACGGAUUUGCAGGAUUUGGAUGCUAUUGGUGGAUUCUCGAGGUGGCAUAGAUAUGUUGGUCCAGAUGGAAAGAGACAGGAUGCUGCUCAUCGAUAUGUGCAUCCUCUUCUUCAAUCUGGCGACUACCCCAAUCUUCAUAUUCUCACGGAGACAAAAGUCAUCAGAGUACUCUUUGAUGAGUCUUCACCACCAAAGGCUAUUGGUAUCGAGUACAAGCCAAAUGCUGACCAUCAACCUGAACUCGCUCUGUCAAAGCCAGUCCACAAGACCAUCAAGGCUAGCAAGCUCGUUGUGGUUUCUGCCGGUGCCUUAGGAUCUCCUCAAAUUCUGGAGAGAUCCGGUGUUGGUAAUCCUGAGAUCUUAAAGAAGUUGGAUAUCCCAGUCGUGUCUGAGCUUCCUGGUGUUGGCGAAGAGUACCAAGAUCAUCACCUCCUUCUUUAUCCAUACAAAACCAACCUUGACGAGGGUGAGACCUUGGAUGGUAUCUUGAGUGGACGCAAAGACUUUGCGAAGGCUUUGGAAGCGAAGGAUCCUAUGCUCGGAUGGAACGGAAUUGACAUCUGCGCCAAACUCAGACCUACAGAUGCCGAGAUCAAUUCUCUCGGAGCAAACUUCCAAGAGGAUUGGGAUCGUGAUUUCAAGCCAUUCCCAACCAGACCAUUGAUGCUCUGUGGUGUCGUCAACGCUUUCCUAGCAGAUCCAUCGCUUGUUGAGCCAGGCCAAUACAUGACCAUGGGAACCUACACCGCAUACCCAUAUUCUCGAGGAUCAAUCCACAUCACCUCCAAAGAAGACGUCAUCAACGGCUACGACUUCGACGCUGGCUUCCUCAAUCAUCCAUCAGAUAUCAAGAAGCAACUCUGGGCAUAUAAGAUGUCCCGAGAAAUCACACGUCGUCUUCCAUAUUACAAAGGCGAACUCGAACUCGGACACCCGAAAUUCAAAGAUGGCAGUGCCGCUGCUAUCUCUGAAUCUGCUAGCGCAGUCGACAUCAAUGCCCCAAAUAUCGAAUACAGCAAAGAGGAUGAUGAAGCUAUCAUGGACUGGGUCCGUGAUAACCUGAAUACGACAUGGCAUUCUCUUGGCACGUGUGCCAUGAGGGAAAGAGAGAAGGGUGGUGUUUUGGAUGGCGAUUUGAAUGUAUAUGGUACUCAGGGCUUGAAGGUUGCGGAUUUGAGUAUGGUUCCCGAGAAUGUGGGCGCGAAUACUAAUAAUACUGCGUUGGUGGUGGGUGAGAAGGCUGCGACUAUUAUUGGGAGAGAGUUGGGGAUUGAGGUUUAG
This is a messenger RNA of Glarea lozoyensis ATCC 20868, 1824 nucleotides long. Its product is annotated as FAD/NAD(P)-binding protein. Gene Ontology annotation, molecular function: flavin adenine dinucleotide binding; oxidoreductase activity, acting on CH-OH group of donors. Lineage: Eukaryota; Fungi; Ascomycota; Leotiomycetes; Helotiales; Helotiaceae. The record is from RefSeq and is a predicted model, not a curated record. The transcript has 4 exons. The coding region runs from base 1 to 1824 and encodes 607 amino acids.